AUGGUGCUGAUGCUGAUGCUGAUGCUUGUGUUGUUUGUUGUGCUGUUGGGAACUGGGGGGAUUGUUUAUGCAAGUCACGGGAUAGCAAGGACCGGAAUGGAAAAGGGAAAAAUUAGAUGGGAAGCGGCAAUGCACUUUGGACAAUCAGAGCGCUACCAACAGCUUAAAAAUAGGCCGGUCAUUUCGAACUCUAAUCGAGAUGGGGAGUACCGGACGAUUGCCAAACAGUGCAGGAGAAAUGACAAGGUGACUGGGUCUGUGCAAGAACCACAAAAGCCGUUAGAUAAUAAAGAAUACCCCAGCUUUUUUCUCUUGACCUUUUCCAAGAGUCCAAGCUGGGGUCACAUGGGCAUGGGCAUGGGCAUGGGCAGGGGCGGUAGUAUGCCAAUGGCGGUGCUGGGCGGGUUGAAAUGGGAUGCAACCCAGUGUGUGGGAUACGAGGCUGGUGCUAUUGCUGUUGCUGUGGCCGAGACCAAAUAG
Messenger RNA from Bipolaris maydis ATCC 48331, 480 nucleotides. NCBI's taxonomy places the organism in Eukaryota, Fungi, Ascomycota, Dothideomycetes, Pleosporales, Pleosporaceae. The record is from RefSeq and is a predicted model, not a curated record.